This is a messenger RNA of Arachis duranensis, 306 nucleotides long. RefSeq names its product probable aquaporin TIP1-2. Gene Ontology annotation, biological process: transmembrane transport; water transport. The coding region runs from base 1 to 306 and encodes 101 amino acids. Gene Ontology annotation, molecular function: water channel activity. The transcript has 3 exons. Gene Ontology annotation, cellular component: membrane. Lineage: Eukaryota; Viridiplantae; Streptophyta; Magnoliopsida; Fabales; Fabaceae. The record is from RefSeq and is a predicted model, not a curated record.
AUGAUAAGCAAAUUUUUCGGCCGAAACAUCUGCAUUUGCACUUUCAUCCGGGGUUGGAGGCUUGGAGCAGCAAAUGCAUUAGUCUUUGAGAUAGUGAUGACUUUUGGGUUGGUGUACACAGUUUAUGCAACUGAAGUGGACCCAAAGAAAGGUAACAUUGGACUAAUUGCACCAAUUGCAAUUGGCUUCAUUGUUGGUGCAAACAUCUUGGCUGGUGGUGCCUUUGAUGGAAUUGCUGCACAUGUCUCUGAGCUUUUCUUCAUCAACCAAAACACUCAUGAGCAGCUUCCAACCACAGAUUAUUGA